Nerophis ophidion (straightnose pipefish) is the source of this 2250-nucleotide messenger RNA. Its product is annotated as zinc finger protein 674-like. Gene Ontology annotation, biological process: regulation of transcription by RNA polymerase II. The transcript has 2 exons. Gene Ontology annotation, cellular component: nucleus. Gene Ontology annotation, molecular function: DNA-binding transcription factor activity, RNA polymerase II-specific; RNA polymerase II cis-regulatory region sequence-specific DNA binding. The coding region runs from base 109 to 1098 and encodes 329 amino acids. Lineage: Eukaryota; Metazoa; Chordata; Actinopteri; Syngnathiformes; Syngnathidae. The record is from RefSeq and is a predicted model, not a curated record.
CUGAGCUGGCGAAAAUCCGCCGUAGAAGAAAAAGGCGGAAGUUACACGUGGAAGACGUCAAGGGUAAAUUAGCAAAGCUUUGCGUGGAGCUCAAAGGUAACAUUAAAAAUGUUGAAAGAGUUGGUGAAUGAGCGAAUGAUGGCGGCAGCCGAUGAAAUAUUCGCGCUGUUUGAGAAAACGAUAGCAUUGUACGAAAAGGAACUUUCUCGAACAAGAGAGGAGGAGAAGCGACAUCGACAACAACUAGAAGCUGUUAGCAAGACUCACAUUGUGCUGCACGUUAAUGAUGGCCAGCAGCUGAUUGCUCGUCAUGAAGAAUGUCCAACUCAUCUGCAAGGGAGAAGCUCCAUUUUGGAGCUGGGGGAUCCACAGCCCUCCCACAUUAAAGAGGAAGAGGAAGAGGACGUCGACCGGAUCACUGAGGAAGGCGAGUUUCUUCAAGGGCAGACGGAGGUCAAGUUGUCACUGACUGGUGUCUCUGUGAAGACUGACCACCAUGUAGAGAAACCACAAGCAGAUGUCUUAGCUCCACUAUCAGACAGUGGUGUGGCCAGAGACGACACCCAAGCACCUUUGAGCAGUGAUACCGAUUGUGAGGGUGAUGUAAAGAUUCAGACUGAUAACAAACACUCUACAUACCUGGAAAAGAAGACCGGUAAAAAACAUUUUACCUGCUCAAUUUGUGAUGAAAACCUUUCCAAUAAGAGUCAUUUGAAUGAACACAUGCUGACACACAGAGGCCGAAAACCUUGGCGUUGUACAGUUUGUGGCAAAAUACGGUCUAAAAAGUCAAAUGUGGCGUUACACAUAAGAACGCACACAGGAGAAAAACCUUUUCGUUGUUCAGUUUGUGGCCUGAGAUUCUCUCAAAAGUCAAAUAUGGUAGCACACAUGAGAACGCACACUGGGGAGAAACCUUUUACAUGUUUAUAUUGUGGUGAAAGAUUCUCUAAGAAGUCUAAUACGGUCAAGCAUGUGAGAACGCACACAGGAGAAAAGCCAUACAAAUGUGCCUUUUGUGCCAAAACGUUCUCUCGGCAGGACACCUUAAUGGCACACAUGGGGACGCACAAUAGAGAAAAAGCUUUUAGAUUGUGAUGGACAAUUUUCUCGAAAGUCAAACAUGCAGGAGAAACCACAUUUUCUCCAUUACUUUGUACUAAAACAUUACAUUGUACUAAAACAUUCGCUCUGCACGACAAUUUGAUGGCGCACAUGCGGACACACAACGGAUAAUAUACAGUUUAUUGUCCAGUUUGUGAUGAAGAGAUUGUCACGUCAUUUAAGUGUCACGCAACCUCGAAACUGAUGGUUCGCUGUAUGAUACCCGAUUUCUUAAUCAUUUCCAAGUCAGCUCUUUAAAUUAAAUCUUGUUGUUAUUACCCAGCUUGUUUUCUUAAUAAAAUGGCGGAUGGUUUGCUGCAUCGCAUAUUAUGUUUUAUUGAAUGCGCUGUCAGAAAUUAACUACAAACAUUUCUGAGGCUUUAAUUAGUCUCUUAGUCUGAAUUGAUUUUGAAAUAAUGUGAUGCACCCUAUUCAGAUUUAUUGUAAUGCAUCUGCACAUGGUAUUUUAUGCAGAUUUGAUUUACUACAGUUUCGAAUAAUUGUAAAAACCUUAAUAAAAGUGGUAUAAGAAAAUAAAACACUGUACUUUAAUCAAGUGAUUAUUUGGCGUACUUCUAUGGAGCCUGUGUACCACUUGUGGUACAAGUACCACAGUUUCUUAAAAUAAGUAUUACAUACUGUGGACAUUUCUACUUACCAAUAAUGUAAAUGCGACCCCUUUUCAGAAUCACUUGUUGCCCACAUACUAAGUUUAAUUUCAGUUCUUAUAUUUUAUAUGGACAAUGUAUAACACACCGGACACCACCAGGGUGCGUUCAAAACGCCCUCCAUCCAUCCAUUUUCUACCGCUUAUUCCCUUUUAGGGUCUCGGGGGGCGCAGGCGCCUAUCUCAGCUACAAUCGGGUGGAAGGCGGUGUACACCCUGGACAAGUCGCCAUCUCAUCACAGGCGUUCAAAAUGGCCAGGCAAUUUGAUUUAACCACUGAGUUUUUUUAAAAUCCAUUCCUAAAAGACAAUAUCAUAUUUUUGAAAGGGUUGGUGACUUAUGGUUGGAACUGAUACAUUUUUUUUUUCAUAAAAUUUUUAUUGACAUCCAGCAUCUGACAUUCCUCCUAUCCAUUACAUCAUGUUAACAUACAUUUUAAUUUCCCUGAAAGAAUCAAUAAAGUUCUAUCUAUCUAUCUA